Molecule: messenger RNA, 441 nt
Organism: Brassica rapa (field mustard)
Lineage: Eukaryota; Viridiplantae; Streptophyta; Magnoliopsida; Brassicales; Brassicaceae
Source: RefSeq, a predicted model, not a curated record
AUGUGGGUUACUAAUUUAAAUCGGCUUCCAACUAGAGAUAGGUUGUCUGCUUGGGGUAUGCAAGUCCCUAUUAAUUGCUGCAUCUGCUCUCUUCACCCUGAAUCUAGAGACCAUAUCAUGCUCUCUUGUCCCUAUUCGAUUACUCUGUGGUCUGAGGUUGCUCGCAGGCUCCGUUGCGUGGUCCCUAACUUCUGCGACUGGGCUGAGCUUAUUCGUUGGGCUUGUAGUACAUGUCCUACCGCCCCUUCUGUGCUAAGAAUGCUUGUGGUGCAGACUCUUCUCUACACGGUUUGGCAGCAGCGCAACAAUAUGCUCUUCAACCAGACUUUGUCUCCCCCGCUUGUGGCGUUUAAAGACAUCAACAGGCAGGUUGUUAACUCCAUCACAGCACUGCGGACGAGGAAGAAAUUCAGAGCCCUCAUGCAGCUUUGGUUAAUCUGA